This is a messenger RNA of Aspergillus novofumigatus IBT 16806, 1398 nucleotides long. Its product is annotated as MFS general substrate transporter. The record is from RefSeq and is a predicted model, not a curated record. Lineage: Eukaryota; Fungi; Ascomycota; Eurotiomycetes; Eurotiales; Aspergillaceae. The coding region runs from base 1 to 1398 and encodes 465 amino acids. Gene Ontology annotation, cellular component: membrane. Gene Ontology annotation, molecular function: transmembrane transporter activity. The transcript is spliced from 6 exons. Gene Ontology annotation, biological process: transmembrane transport.
AUGGCUGCCGAGUCGAAUCCGAGGACCAGCGAGACCCAAUCGGUCUCUUCCCAGGGAGGUACGAAAGACACCCUUCCUGGUGAGAAACACCCCAAGGACAAACAUGUCUACAUCGCGGAUACACUCCCUCUGCAUCGACAGAUCCCCUUCAUCCUGACCAUCUGCUCGGCCAUGUACACGAAUCAGCUCGGACUGGGCCAAACAAUGGACAUUGUCCGUGUCAUUGGAGAUUGGUACGGAAUUACCAACAGCAACGAGCUGUCAUGGUUGGUGGCCGGCUACAGCUUGACCAUUGGCACCUUCGUCCUGAUCGCCGGCCGACUGGGCGACGACUUUGGACAUAAGAGAAUGUUCAUCAUCGGCAUGGGCUGGUACGCACUGUGGACGCUCGUCUGCGGUCUGGCCGUCUAUUCCACGCAGGUUCUCUUCAUCUUCGCCUGUGUCUUCCAGGGAAUGGGACCAGCCGUGAUGCUGCCCAACGCGAUCGCCAUUCUGGGGCAGUCUGCGCCCUUUGGUGCCAUCUCCGGCUUUGCAACGGGCGGCCUCUUUGCGCUGGCCUGGUGGCCGUGGGCGUACUGGAGCGCGGCCAUCGCACUUGCUUGUCUGGCCGUCUUCGCCGUCUAUACUACAUCCAAACCUCGGACAAUUAUCCAGAAGAUCGCACAUCUGGACCUCUCAGGUUGCAUUACUGGCGUGGCCUCGCUGGUUCUGAUCAAUUUUGCGUGGAACCAAGCCGCCGGGGUCAGCUGGCAAGAACCAUACGUCUAUGUGUGCCUCAUCCUGGGGUUCCUCUUCGCGGCCGCCUUCUUCUGGGUGGAACUGCACUGGUCUAAAGAUCCCAUCCUGCCCCUGGCGGCUUUCAACUCGGAUAUUGCCUUCGUAUACUACGCUGCCGUCUUUGUCAUGGAGCUGGAUAACGUCAGCCCUUUGCUCCUCGCGGCCUGGUACAGCCCAGUAAUACCUUCGGGACUCACUUCAGCACUGGCAGUGGGGAAGCUGCUUGGUCGCGUCUCAGCCGCAUGGGUCAUGGUCAUCGGCAUGGUGGCGUACCUGAUCAGUGUGCUUAUCAUCUGUGUUGGUAUGGACUCAUCUUUCCCCGCUGCGACAAUUAUCUUCUCCGAUGCUGUGCCGCUGAAGUAUCAGGGUAUCGGCGCUAGUGUGGUCAUGACUAUCGUGAACUAUAGUAUUUCGCUGGGGCUGGGCUUUGCUGGGACGGUGGAGCGCGAGGUCAAUCGUGGGGGCCACACCUAUGAUGAUAAGAAGAGAGGCUAUCGUGGUGCAUUCUACUUUGAGGUUGGGUUGGCCGGAUUGGGCUUGAUGAUGAGCCUGGUCUUUUUGGUCAAGGAUCACCUGCGUAAAAAGGCCAAGAAGGCAGCUGCGGAUGAUGAGAGUGCUUAA